AUGGGCCAGUGUGACCCGUUGAAAGGCGCCGGGCGUCUCGGCUGGUGCACACCUGCAUUGCUGCCUGAGGAUGGAAUGCAAAGGGUGCUCUGGGAUCGAGGACUUUGCGUACCGAGCCUCCAUCGAAGCUGUCUUCGGGGCCGUUUGACCGUCAGUCGUCCUCUCCAAUCAUACAGCAUGGCUUUUAACUUGCAGAAGUUUCAUCGGCCCUGUGACAUUGGCUUUCGCGUUGAGGUGCACGACAAUCAUCGCCUCCGAAACUGUACAUUCGAUGAGUAUGGAAACAUGAGAGCGCGCAAUCCUCUGCGCCCUGGUGACGCCCAAGCGUGCCGUGACCACCUCAAGUGGCCGCGACUGGAAGGAGGACCAUUUGUCUCGUUCUUUACCAGUUGGAAUGCAGCCCUGCGGCGGCGGCAGUGGAUGAUAGAACGGGGUGCUACCGAAGUUGUUAUUGUCGCCGUUUGGUUGAAGGAUUUGCCCGGAAUCUACGAUGCCUUCGCCAUAGCCCGCGUUCUUGGCCUCGAAAAACUCGACCUAUUUCUAUACGAAGUGUUGAUCCACGGGGGAAUAUCUGCCGACAGCUACAGAAUAUUGGCUAUGUUUCAUGGUAUACAGUCGACUGUGGACGUGGCACUCUGUGUUGCUAGGAUGACCAUGAUGGCCGAGGUGCCGGGAGACUUCAUUGCUGGAGUCCAAGUCAGGACACCCAUUUGUACCCGGCAACUACCCGACCUUACCGUCAGACUUCGAGACGAAAUAUACAUGCACGCUGGGAAAAGGGACGACGCUAAAUUUUUUCCGUUAAUCCUGUCCAUGGCCGACCUCGCAUAUUUGUGCGAGUCAAAUGCAGCCGGCACGGUGAUUACCUGCCCGUCUGCAGGUUUAGGAUGGCGCAUUGAGGCCGUCGUACAGUAG
Molecule: messenger RNA, 915 nt
Organism: Fusarium vanettenii 77-13-4
Lineage: Eukaryota; Fungi; Ascomycota; Sordariomycetes; Hypocreales; Nectriaceae
Exons: 2
Coding region: 1-915 (304 amino acids)
Source: RefSeq, a predicted model, not a curated record